GACAGCCUAAAGUUGACGUGGUGUAAGUUGAUGUAAAUAAAUAAUGAUUAACUAGUCAAGUAGCAAGUAUUUACCAAAAUUUCAUACUUUUAAAUUAACUGACGUCUGUAUGCAAGACUUCGUUGAAAUAACUUUUCCUGGACAUGAAAGAACAUGGGCAGCUGCAGUGAUUCCACCAGUGACCUAGAUGAGGAGUUGCCUGUGUUUGACUUCCUCCGGCCGGGUCGACACCUCAGCCAAGCCUCCCAGAGUCGCACAGAGAAACCAGGCCUGGGCAACCUGGAUGGGUUUGAUGCAGAAGAGGCAGCCGUCUUCUUCCCUUCAAAGGGCAAUCCGGGCGGAUCUACAAGAAUAGCUAAUGUAAUGAUGAUCAGCAGCGAAUCUGAUGAUGAUGCACCUUAUGUCCCUCUGGCACAGAGACUCAAACAGAGGCAAGACAAUGUGAUUAGUGCCUCCUCCGCUGUCACUAAUAGGAAAGAUGCUGAGCAGUAUCCGCCAUCCAAUCUGGCCAGCUCACAGCUCUCAUGCCAGAAUAGCGUUUCGGAGGCAGGGCGUCUGCUCAGCUUCCAUCAGGUGAGAACAGUGAACCACGGGGUCUUGGAUGGCCCAGAGGAGACGGCGUCUCUCCCUCAGCGAUGGCUGCCUCCGAAGCCUCUCCCCAGCGCUGGAAGCACCGACACGUCUCCUGCCAAGACGAAAGCUGCCAAGCGGACGGCGGAGGAGAUCCAGGCCUCCAGGGAGGAGGCUCUGAGGAGGAGGCAGGCCAGGGAGAGACAGCAGAGGGGCAAGGAGGCACUCAGGCAGGAAGAAGAGAGACAGAAGGCAGAGAGGAAAGCUCUGGCAGAGGCUGCCAAGGCCUUGAGGCCGGAGGAGUGUAUCAAGCACAUGGUGGUGGCUGUGGAUCCAGCUCUCUUACAGCUGGAAGGAGGCGGGACUCUGCUGGCGUCGGUGCAGGCUCUGGGUUGCAGCUGCGCCAUCGAGAAGCAACCCCUCCCACGCAGUGUCAGCUGGAUGAGGAGGGCUCCCUGUGCACAGCCAGAUGAUGGAGUGUGUGUACCAGAGGCCCAUGUUGUGAUGCAGAUGACGGUUGAUGACAUCAUCACACUGAUCCACAGCCACGUUCAGGAGGAGAGGCAUGGCAGCUCUGCCUCUGGUCCCACUCUGACGUCCUGGGUGCAGGAGCAGCAGAGGUGUCACCCCGGCAAGACCCUCAGCCUGGUGGUCAUCGACCUGGAGAAAUACUUCAGAUCUCAGAAGUCACAAAGCCAGAAGAGGUUUCGAGAGGCCGUCGCAGGAGAGGAGCAAGGGGGAGGAAAAGUGAAGAAGCGACGGAAGAAUGGUGGAGCUGCGGUGCUACCUGAGGUGUCCCGAGUUGACGUAGAGGAGGCAGUAGUGCAUCUCCAGCUUCACAGCGGCGUCUCGGUCCGCUUCUUGUCAACCUGGAAGGACUUCACAGAUCACAUUACCAUGACAACCAAAGCGGUCGCAGAAGCCCCUUUCAAGCGAGAGAGGGAGAAGACGGGCUUCUCUUUCUACCUGGAGAGUGAGUGGGUGGGCGGGCAGCGGGUGGAUAAAGCUGGGAAGGGGCUGCUGCAGGUGUGGAAGAGACAGAUCCAGCAGUUGAACAGAGUCAGUCCAGACGUGGCCUCGGCAAUCCUGGCAGCGUAUCCCUCCCCACAGCUGCUCAAGAAGGCUUAUAAUCUGUGCAAGAGCAGCCAUGAGAAGAUCUCGCUGCUGUCUGACCUUCUGAUCCGCAGAGGAGAGGGCGUCACCUCCACGACCCGGCGCGUCGGUCCGGAGCUUUCCAAACGCCUCUUCCUCCUGAUGAACUCGUGUGACCCUGAGCAGACUCUGGACUCCACCGUCUGACCUUUGAAAGCUGUUUGUUUCUAAUCCCAACAGCUCUGGACUGUUCACAGUGCUGAAUUUGAUACUGAGUAGUUAGUUUUUUAUGUGACGUAUAUAUUAAAGUUUCAUCACAAUCUUAUUCAUGAAGAACACUGUCAUUAGGAAAUAUUUUUGAAGAAACACCAUGUACAUUUAUGGAAAGGAAAUUCUCACUGCGUGGAAAGCUGAUGAUUGGUCCAGCGAGCUCAGUUCUGUCUUUCAGUUGAAUUUGAGUGCGUGGAACCUCCUCGGCAAUACUGAUUAAGAUUUUCCUGAAUCUUCUUAGAGCACAACCAUAACAAACCUCUCAUUUGCUACUACUUCUGUAGCAUGCUAACACUAUAUCACCAGCUUCCUACAGCCUCGUGUGUAACCAAACUGCUAUGAAGCUAGUUAUUCUAAAACUAGAUCACUUUGCAGUUAGCAAACAUUGCUAAUCCAGGGAUCAAGUUUACUUUAGUUUGGACUCAAGCACAAGCAUUUGAAAUGUUUUAUGGAAAAUUUAAGUUUACUGGGAGGCUCAUGCUGCUAGAAGACAUACUGUAGGUGGUGAGUGCAAGGUUAGCAUGACUCAGUUAUGAAUAGGCCUUUAGGACCCAGGUUAAAAAAUACAAGCCUUUCCCUUUAAAUAAUAAUUCCUUGGCAUGUUUAAUAAUGAAGGUUUGAAGUUGUAUCUUUACAAGUAUGCUUGUUUUUAAUUUUCAUCCGUUUAAUUGUCGGUAUGACCAAACCCACGUCGUUCACGCUAAUAAAGAUGCUCACUUCUGCGUGGAACAAUAUCUCUGUGGCUCACCUGGUUUCAUUAAGCAUUAUGUGCAUUGAAACACCCAC
Molecule: messenger RNA, 2718 nt
Organism: Chelmon rostratus (copperband butterflyfish)
Lineage: Eukaryota; Metazoa; Chordata; Actinopteri; Chaetodontiformes; Chaetodontidae
Gene: eme1
Product: essential meiotic structure-specific endonuclease 1
Exons: 9
Coding region: 154-1869 (571 amino acids)
Biological process (GO): resolution of meiotic recombination intermediates; replication fork processing; mitotic intra-S DNA damage checkpoint signaling
Cellular component (GO): Holliday junction resolvase complex; nucleus
Molecular function (GO): DNA binding; nuclease activity
Source: RefSeq, a predicted model, not a curated record